AUGUGGGUAGCCCUGCUGCCGCUGCCGCUGCGGCUGCUGCUGCUGGAUCCGUUGCUGCCUGCGAUCGCUGUUGCUGUUUUGGGUGGUGAUUGCGGGGUGGCGAUGAUGUCGGUGCUGCUGCUGCUGCUGCUGCUGCUGCUGCUGAAUGAGAAGAUGGGAAGUGAGCAGCGACAGGAUCUCGAUGAGUGGAUCAAGGAGCCUCCUCGCAUUGAGGUCUUGACCAAGGGCGACCCCGUGCCCAAGAAGUACAAGCAAGCCAUGACGGGGCUUCAGGCCGAAGGCAUCAUCGAGAAGGCGCUCUUCGUCUGUGGUGCAGAGGGAUCAUGGCCGAGCCCCGAGGCGCAUGUAGCCGCAGCACUUACCGAGCAGUGGAACGACGCGGCCAAUGUCUUCUGCGUGUCGCCACGAACAGUUGUGGCUUACAAGUGGUGCACGCGGACGAAAGCCCAUCUCGAGGACAACGGCGUGGAUGUCUUGGAGCUCGACGGGGUUGAGCUCAUGAAGGGCCGCGGAGGAGCACGCUGCAUGACCUUUCCCGUGCGGCGAAGUCUCUCGCUGGAAAGCUGA
This is a messenger RNA of Symbiodinium sp. CCMP2592, 567 nucleotides long. NCBI's taxonomy places the organism in Eukaryota, Dinophyceae, Suessiales, Symbiodiniaceae. The record is from the annotation of a GenBank genome assembly.